Messenger RNA from Fonsecaea pedrosoi CBS 271.37, 666 nucleotides. RefSeq lists its product as uncharacterized. The record is from RefSeq and is a predicted model, not a curated record. NCBI's taxonomy places the organism in Eukaryota, Fungi, Ascomycota, Eurotiomycetes, Chaetothyriales, Herpotrichiellaceae. The coding region runs from base 1 to 666 and encodes 221 amino acids. The transcript has 2 exons.
AUGGAUGCACCAGACCUCAUACAGAAGGUCAAACCACAGGCACCAAGAUCCAAACCAGGCUUCCCCCAGAUGGGAGUUUUUCGCUCCACAGUCGCGUCAACAGUCGCGUCCACAGGGAGUCCUCUGAAGAUUCGGGACGUUGAACAUGGAAACAACGAUACAGACCACCCUAUGCUGAAUCCUGUGAAUGUGCGAAAGAGACCAAAUGCUUCAGCUCGAAAGGACGAAUGGGAAGACAGCAGUGGCGCGGAAGGAGACAAGCAUCAAUCUGGAAUUUCUAACAGCCCCCCGAACAAAGGGAGGGUCAUUAACAAAACACCUCGAUUCAACAAAAUCUCCAAACCAACGGGUGAAGAAGUCAAAGAGUUGUCUCAGUCAAGAAGCGCCGUAGAUUGGCGAAACCGCAAAGAAGUCGAAGAAGCUUACAGAAAGAAAGUCUGCGCAAUGAUUGACGAUGACAUCCUGGACCAAGUCAACGCAGAAGGAGGCAUCACCCCAAUCGGAAGAAUGUACAAGGCUGUCUGUUGGAUGCUGGAGCGACAAAAUGUUGACAAUGCACAUGUUACAAACGAGGCAGGUCAAGAGGACAUCACAACCUUGAGGGCUGAAAAUGAAGCAAUGAGGAAGGCGAUCGAUAGAGCCAUGCAACUGCUGGAGUCCGCAUGA